Molecule: messenger RNA, 765 nt
Organism: Pistacia vera
Lineage: Eukaryota; Viridiplantae; Streptophyta; Magnoliopsida; Sapindales; Anacardiaceae
Exons: 1
Coding region: 1-765 (254 amino acids)
Source: RefSeq, a predicted model, not a curated record
AUGUUGGAGCAAAUGCCGAAGUACGCGAAGUUUCUGAAGGAGAUUAUCACCAAAAAGAGGAGAUUUGAAGAACAUGAGGCGGUGAUGCUUACGGAAGAGUGUAGCACAUUGUUAUUGAAGAAAUUACCACAAAAUCUCAGAGAUCCAGGAAGUUUCACAAUUCCUUGCACAAUAGGUAAUGUUCAUUUUGAUAAAGUUUUAUGUGACCUAGGGGCUAGUGUUAACCUCAUGCCAUUUUCGAUUUAUAAGAAACUAGGCCUAAGGGAAGUAAAACCAACCAUAGUCCAUCUUCAACUAGCUGAUAGGUCUAUAAAAUACCCCAGGGGAGUAGUAGAAGAAGUAUUGAUCAAGGUAGAUAAGUUGAUUUUCCCAGUGGAUUUUAUUAUUCUUGACAUGGAAGAAGAUCGGGAAGUACCUCUAAUUCUAGGAAGACCUUUUCUAGCUACGGGUAAAACGCUAAUAGAUGUUCAUAAAGGAAAAUUAAUCUUGAGGGUAGAGGAUGAACAAGUUGAAUUUAAUGUUUUUGAUACUAUGAAAUGUCCACCCAAGUUAGAUACUUGCUUUGAGAUUAGCAUCCUUGAUGAUAAAGUAGCUGCGACCUUAGAAGAAAAAUACCCUCGUUUACCCCUAGAAAAAUGUGUUGUCAAUUUUAGGAUGUUGGAGGAGGAAAUUGAGAAUAAGAGGGAAAGAGAGCAAUUGAAGCUUUAUGAAGAUGGUGGCAUUAAGGAUAGAAGGGUUUGGAUUUUCCUCAAUGAUCCAGAUUGA